AUGGGCGCCCGCGGGGUUCCAGCCCUCGGGGCUCGGCUCCCGCCGCCAUCGGCGCUGCUGCUGCUGCUGCUGGCUGUUUCCUCAGUGGCCUGCGCCUCCGACGCUGAGUACCGCCUGUUUGAGCGGCUGUUUGAAGAUUACAACGAGCUCAUCCGACCUGUGGCCAACGUGUCUCACCCGGUCAUCAUCCAGUUUGAGGUGUCCAUGUCUCAGCUGGUGAAAGUGGAUGAAGUAAACCAGAUCAUGGAGACCAACCUGUGGCUCAAGCAAAUCUGGAAUGAUUACAAGCUGAAGUGGAACCCCUCUGACUACGAUGGGGCUGAGUUCAUGCGUGUCCCUGCGCAGAAGAUCUGGAAGCCGGACAUUGUGCUCUAUAACAAUGCAGUUGGGGACUUCCAGGUGGAUGACAAGACCAAAGCUUUACUCAAGUAUACAGGGGAAGUGACGUGGAUUCCUCCAGCCAUUUUUAAGAGCUCAUGCAAAAUCGAUGUAACCUAUUUCCCAUUUGAUUAUCAAAACUGCACCAUGAAGUUUGGUUCCUGGUCCUAUGACAAGGCAAAAAUUGACCUGGUUAUGAUAGGCUCUUCCAUGAACCUCAAGGAUUACUGGGAGAGUGGCGAGUGGGCCAUCAUCAAAGCCCCGGGCUACAAACACGACAUCAAAUACAACUGCUGUGAGGAGAUCUACACCGACAUCACAUACUCACUGUACAUCCGGCGCCUGCCCUUGUUCUACACCAUCAACCUCAUCAUCCCCUGCCUGCUCAUCUCCUUCCUGACCGUGCUGGUUUUCUACUUGCCCUCAGACUGUGGGGAGAAAGUGACCCUCUGCAUCUCAGUUCUCCUCUCCCUGACUGUGUUUCUCCUGGUGAUCACUGAGACCAUCCCAUCCACCUCACUAGUGAUUCCCCUCAUCGGUGAGUACCUCCUGUUCACCAUGAUUUUUGUAACCUUGUCCAUUGUCAUCACUGUCUUUGUACUCAACGUGCAUUACCGAACUCCGACCACACACACGAUGCCCACGUGGGUGAAGACUGUGUUCCUAAGCUUGCUUCCCAGGGUGAUGUUCAUGACCAGGCCAGCCAACGAGGGCUGUACUCAAAAGCCAAAAUCCUGCUACAGCUCUGAGCUCUCAAAUCUGAAUUGCUUUAGCCGCACAGAGACCAAAGCCUGCAAGGCCGGCUAUCCGUGCCAGGAUGGGAUGUGUGGCUACUGCCACCACCACAGAAUAAAAAUCUCAAAUUUCAGUGCCAAUCUCACAAGAAGCUCCAGUUCAGAAUCUGUGGAUGCUGCUGUGCUGUCUCUCUCUGUUUUGUCACCGGAAAUCAAAGAAGCUAUCCAGAGUGUCAAGUAUAUUGCUGAAAACAUGAAAGCACAAGAUGAAGCCAAAGAGAUUCAAGACGAUUGGAAGUAUGUUGCCAUGGUUAUUGAUCGUAUUUUUUUGUGGGUUUUCAUCCUGGUGUGCAUUUUGGGAACAACAGGACUGUUUCUCCAACCCCUAAUGGCCAGGGAUGAUGCAUAAGCACUUCACAGUGUGUUUUUCUGAGGGGUACUUGUGUGUGUGUGGAAGGAGGGGGCUGUUUCUUUUAAUUAUUUUUUUAUUGUAUUAAUUCACUGAGCAAAAAAAUGUAUCAUCCAAACCAUUUUUAAGUGCACAAUGCAAUGGUUUAAAUAAGCUUAAUUGUUAUUUUAACUAUCACUACCAUCCAUUCUCAUAACUCUUGUAAAUCUUAUAAAAUUGUAUACUCAUUAAAGAAUAACUAUCCAUUACUCCUUUCCACCCAGCCAUUGGCAACCCUUUUUCUACUUUCUGUCUUUAUAAUUUUGACUCUAUGUACCUCAUGUAAGUGGAUUUAUAUGUUUGUUUUUUGUGUUUCAUUUAGCACAUGUUCAAGGUUCAUCCAGGUUGCAGAGUUUUCUUUCUUCUUAAGGCAGAAUAAUAUCCUAUUGUAUGUCUAGAUGACUCUUUGCCAACUAUUAAUCCUUCAAUGAACCCCUGGUUUGCUUUCAUGCUUUUAGCUAUUGUGAAUAAUGCUGCUAUGAACAUGUGUAUGCAAAUAUCUCUUCAAAUAUCUCUUGCUGUCCAUUCUUUUGAGUAAAUACCUAGAAAUGGAAUUUCUGGAUUAUAUGGUAAUUGUACUUUUAAUUUUUGCUGUUUUCCACAGUGGCUGCACCAAUUUACAUUCCCACUAACACUGCACAAGAGUUCCCGCUUCUCCAUAUUCUGGCCAACACUUAUUUGUUUUUGUUUUUGUUUUUUUUUUUUUUUUUUUUUUUGAUACUAGCUAUCUUCAUUGUGGUUUUUGAUUUAUAUUGCCCUGAUUUUUAGUGAUGUUGAUCUUUUCAUGUACCUGUUAGCCAUCUUUGGAAAAAUGUCUUUUCAGUUCUCACUACCCUUAUCAGAUAUAUGGUUUGCAAAUAUUUUCUUCCUUUUCAUUUUAGAGAUGGUUUCCUUUGCUAUGUAGAGCUCCUUAGUUAGCUGUAGUCUGACAUGUUUUUCUUUGCUUUUGUUGCCUAUGUUUUGAUGUCAUGUCAGAAGCCUCAUAACCAAGACUAAUGUCAAGAAACUUAACACCUGUUUUCUUCAAGAAGUGAUAUGACUUCAGGUCUUACAAUCAAGUCUUUAAUACAUUUUAAGUUAAUUUUUGUGCUUGGUGUGUAGGGCCCACUUUUAUGUGGCCCACAUUUUUGCAUGUACAGUCCAGUUUUUUCAACACCAUUUAUUAAGAAACUGUCCUUUCUCCAUUAUAUAUUCUUAGCUCUUUGUCAUAAAUUGACCAUAUAGUAUGGGUAUAUUUCUGGGCUCUCCAUCCCAUCCCUUUGAUCUAUGUGUCUGUUUUAAUACCAGUACCAUAUUGUUUUGAUUACUUUGGCUUUGUAAUACAGCUUGUAUUCAGGCCAUAUGAUACCUCUAGCUUUGUCUUCUUUCUCAAGAUUGCUUUGGUUAUUGGAGGUCUUUUGUGACUUCAUACAAACUUUUGGGUUGUUUUAUUUCUGUGCAAAAUGCCACUGGUCAUUUGAUAGAGGUUCCAAUAAGUCUGUAGAUGUUUUGGCUAUUAUUGACAUUUAACAAUUUGAAUUCUUCAGUCUAUGAGCAUGCAAUCUCUUUCCAUUUAUCUGUGUUUUCCGUUUCUCUCAUCUAUGGCAUAGAGUUUUCAUUGUACAAGUCUUUCACCUUCUUGAUUACAUCUGUUCCUAGGUAUACACUGCAUUGUAAGUAUCGUGCACUUUACGUGGAAUUGUAAAUGAGAUUGUUUUCUUAAUUUUACUUUCUGAUGGUUCAUUCUUAGUGUAUAAAUAUGAAACAGGUUUUUGUGUGUUGAUUUUGUGUCCAGCAACUUUACUGAAUUCAUCUAUUGAUUCCAAUUUUUUUUUAAUAGAGUCUUUUGGGUUUUCUAUAUGUAUAAUAUCAUGUUAUCUACAAGUUUUAGUUCUUUACAAGUUUUAGUUCUUCCUAUACAAUUAGAUGCCUUUAAUUUCUUUUUCUUACCUCCUUGUUCUGUUUGGCUAGGGCUUACAAAACUAUGUUGCAUAAAUCAGUAGCAAGACUUGGCAUCCUUGUCCUAUUCCUGAUCUUAAAGCAAACAUGAAAGCUUUUUACUGCUGAGUACCAUGUUAGCUGUGGGUUUGUCAUUACUUGGGGUAUCUUUCUUCUGUUCCUACUUUAUUCACUGUUUUUAUCUUAAAUGGGUUUUGAAUUUUUUCGUAUGCUUUUUUGCAUCUAUUGAGAUGAUUGUUUUAUUUUCAUCCUUCAUUUUCUUGAUGUGGUGGUUACAUUUGUGGUGUUUACAUGUUGAGCCAUUCUUGCAUGCCAGGAAUAAAACCCUCUUGGCCAUGGUAUGUAACUCUUUUAAUGUAUUCUGGAAUUUGUUUUGCAAUAUUGCUAAUAAAUUUGUUCAGAAUUUUUGCAUUUACAUUCAUCAGGUCUGUAAUUUAUUUUUUUAUGCAUGGUGUCAUAUGGCUUUUGUGUCAGGGUAAUGCUGACCUCAUAUAAUGAGCUUGGAAGUUUCCCUCUUGUAUUUAGGGAAGAGUUUUAAAAGGAUAGAUAUUAAUUCUUCUUUGAAUAUUAACAGAAUUCACCAGUGAAGCCAUCUGGUCCUGGACUUUUGUUUGUUGGGAGAUUUUUGAUUACUGACUCAAUCUCCUUGCUAAUAAUUGGUCUGUUUAGAUUUUUCAUUUCUUCAUGACUCAGUCUUGGCACAUUAUAUGUUUCUAGAAAUUUAUUCCUUUGAGGUUGUCCAAUUGUUAUGAUAUAAAUUUUCAUAGUAGUCUUUUAUGAUCUUUUGUAUUUCUGUAGUAUCAGUUGUGACAUCUCCUUUCAUUUCUGAUUUAUUUCAGUCUUCUUUUUCUUGGUGAGUCUAGCUAAAGGUUUGUGAAUUUUGUUUUUCCUGCCUUGCCCAUUUGUUGAAUCAGAUUAUUUUUGUUGUUGAUGAAUUAAGGGGUUUCUAUAUAAUGUAAAUAUUAAUCCUUUAUCAGAUACAUGAGUUACAUUUUAUCCCAUUUUGUGGGUUGCCUUUUUAUUCUGUUGCUAGUGUCAUUAGAGGCACAAACUUAAAAAGCAAAAUCAUUGAGGUCCAUUUUGUCAUUUUGGAACCUGUUUCUUUUGUGUCAUAUCCCAGAAAUCACUGUCACACCUGAUGUCAUGAAGAUUUUGUCAUUUUAUUCUAAGAGUUUUAU
Messenger RNA from Talpa occidentalis (Iberian mole), 4676 nucleotides. RefSeq names its product cholinergic receptor nicotinic alpha 3 subunit (gene CHRNA3). The record is from RefSeq and is a predicted model, not a curated record. Lineage: Eukaryota; Metazoa; Chordata; Mammalia; Eulipotyphla; Talpidae. The transcript is spliced from 6 exons. Bases 1 to 1521 code for a protein of 506 amino acids. Gene Ontology annotation, molecular function: acetylcholine-gated monoatomic cation-selective channel activity; transmembrane signaling receptor activity. Gene Ontology annotation, cellular component: postsynaptic membrane; neuron projection; synapse. Gene Ontology annotation, biological process: regulation of membrane potential; monoatomic ion transmembrane transport; chemical synaptic transmission.